Colletotrichum lupini is the source of this 1059-nucleotide messenger RNA. RefSeq lists its product as uncharacterized. The record is from RefSeq and is a predicted model, not a curated record. Bases 1 to 1059 code for a protein of 352 amino acids. The transcript has 5 exons. Lineage: Eukaryota; Fungi; Ascomycota; Sordariomycetes; Glomerellales; Glomerellaceae.
AUGCAGGAAGCGGUGGCAGCGGCGGUGGCAGCAAUACAUCGCGGUAGUGGCCCGGCACCAGGACCACAUUGGAAGUUCAAGUCCAAGUCCACAACACGUUGGAGGCGGUCGGGGGUACGUACUCCCAAGUACAUUCCUGGAAUCGGAAUGGUUGGCAACUUGGCAAGUACCUUAUCCACUGGGUCUCUAUAUGCUGGCAGCUUUUCGUCCCAGAAGGGCGAUUGUCCCACCAUAACACAGUAUUUAAUUGGACAGACAGAAGCCCUGGGCUGGGCCAGCCCGAGUGGACCCCCCCACCCGGCUUCAACAUUUGGCAAGUGGGUGUUGUCGUCUGAACUUUUGAGGAAGGGCCGUCCGUCGUUCUUGAACCUCCAGGCACAAAUUGUUUGCCAGUUAGAAAGACGUCGUCAGUCAGUCAACCACAUCGCCAACAACCCAUGUCGCCUUGUACAGCAAACGAGUCUUGAUCGGGUCAUUGGCCCCAGUUCCCGCCAUCUGUCCAUGCGUCCCUACCCAAAGGAAGGGAGAGAAAAGACGGGCCGUACGGAUACUUCACAAAUUCACCCUCGUCGCCAGGCCAUUGCCAUUGAGUCGUCAGUCAUUGACGGACCCACGUUGCUGCAUGACGAGCUCCGUUCGCAUGGCUGGUUUCUUCAUGACCGCCAAAUCUCAAGUCUCAACGCGACCACAACCACGGCAACCGACGACGGUGCAACAUGGAUUAUCGGGUGGUUGGCCCGUUUGAUCUCCCUUCUGCCCAGGAGAUACACAGCUACACGCCCAUCUCUACUUGGCGACACAAGUACGGCCGGCGGAGGCAGUGGUAGAUUGCUGUCACACUUGUUCAAGGUGAAGAUGGAGCACCAGAUUUCCAUCUUCCAAAAUUUCCAACGUCUGGCUUGGCGGAUCAUGGCGAAGAGCAACGCAUCUCUUGACCUUCCCAUCUCGGCUCCUGCAUCGCCGAGUCUCAAUCGAUCCACUGGUUCCAUGGGCUAUCGGAAACAUGUCUCUCAUGACCUGCCAAUUUACGACAAGGAAAAUGAAGAGAAGAAGAAAUGA